Aspergillus versicolor CBS 583.65 is the source of this 1345-nucleotide messenger RNA. RefSeq lists its product as uncharacterized. The record is from RefSeq and is a predicted model, not a curated record. Gene Ontology annotation, biological process: adenylate cyclase-activating G protein-coupled receptor signaling pathway. The coding region runs from base 116 to 1192 and encodes 358 amino acids. Gene Ontology annotation, molecular function: G protein-coupled receptor activity. Lineage: Eukaryota; Fungi; Ascomycota; Eurotiomycetes; Eurotiales; Aspergillaceae. The transcript has 3 exons. Gene Ontology annotation, cellular component: plasma membrane.
CGGAAAUGGUGUGUUUGCAUGCUGCAUGCCAUGGAGACUACUGAGAUUGACACUUAUGCAAGCACUGCAGGAGACUACAUAAUGCUAAACACCGUUGAUCUGUCUAAGCCAAAAUAUGUCAGGCAUUGCACACCUUUAUAGCGGUGUCAACCGGUCACACUAUCAGCCACGAUCCCAUGCCGAGGAUAUCGACCCCCUUGACCCGCAACAGCGACAGGGCCUUAUUGCCGUCUCCUGCAUCGCAGCAGUGUCACUACUGGCAACAUUUUCCCUCCUCUGUUUCCUUACAUACCGGUUCAUCUUCUGGAAGAAAUACCACCGGCGCCCGCUCGGACACAACCACUAUGUGGUACUCGUAUACAAUCUCGCCCUGGCAGACGCCCAACAAUGUCUCGGGUUCAUGGUCAGCCUCCGCUGGCUCGACAAAGAGGCAGUCCAUGCAUCCGACCCCUUCUGCUUCCUCCAAGGCGUCUGGCUACAAAUCGGCGACCCGAUGAGCGGACUAUUCGUGCUGGCCAUCGCCAUAUAUACGGCCCUGCGUGUCAUGGGCGACUACCACAUCAGCCAUCGCCUGUUCGUAACCGUCAUCGUGAGCCUCUGGGUUUUCGGAAUCCUUCUCUUCAUUAUCCCAAUCGCCGUUCUCGGUCGGUGGGCGUGGCUUCCUGCAGUCGCAUGGUGCUGGAUCGCCCCCGGCCAGCUGGCAUUAUGGGUCUGGACACACUACUUCUGGAUUUUCCUGACCCAAUUCGUCACACUACUGUUAUAUAUAGCCCUCUUCAUGCAAAUCCGGCGACGAAUCGCCGAAUGCACCAACCUAGGAGGCCGACGAAACAGUCUACGCAACAUGCACCGCGUCGCGAGCUACAUGGUCGUAUACCCAAUCAUCUACACAAUCCUAACAGUCCCGCUGGCUGCGGGCCGCAUGGCCAGUCUGGCGGGGCAUACGCCUAGCAUGACCUACUUUUGCGUUUCUGGGACGCUGAUGACGCUGUCUGGGUUGUGUGAUACGGUGCUUUAUACGUUGGCGCGGAGGCAGUCGGUGCUUGAUUCGGAGCGGAGGGGGUCGAGUAAUCUUACGUCGGAUUUGUUGGGGAGUGCGGAGGGUGGCUUGGGGAAUGGGUAUGUAGGUAGGACUUCGCGUGGUGGUGAGGUUAUGGUUCAGUCGGAUUUUGAUGAGGAUAUUCGUUACUAGAUUAGAUGAUACAAGAAGAUCUACUGGUAGAUGCAAGACUAGGGAUAGAUCUGGGAAUAUUAGCAUUACCUGAGGGAUACUCUAUUCUUUAAUAGCUAGCGGUAUAUAUUUAGUAUCCAGACUGAGACUGAUACAUAGGAAACAGACUUAUCA